AUGACCGCUUCUGAACUUCCCGCCACUAAAAACCCUAGAAAAUGGAGGUUCACAUGGGAAUCCAAUUCUCACGUCCCGAUUAUCCGAUUAUACCUCUUUAAUCCCAACAUCAAACCCUCCUCUCAAUGCACCCAUCUGAAAGUCGAUGCUUUAUGCGAUAAAUCUUUAAUCAAAGUCACCUGGCUCCAAACAAAUGAAGCAGGGUCGGCGGCGAUGGAGUCUCUAUGGGUUCCGAUUCCUAGGGUCCUCAUUGACGUUGAUUCUCCGAUUAAUUUACGAGCACUGGAUGAUCAUAUUGAACUUAAAUUUGUUCUGAUUCUUCCAGUUGAUCAUCCGAUUGUAUCGUAUUUUGCUUUCGAAGCUAGUGAGGAGAAAGCAUUGGAAGAGGAUGAAUUUCAGCCUCUUCAACUGGAUUCUGAUCUUAAGAAGUUGGCUUCUUGUGGGGAGGUGCACUUUUAUUGCAGAGGUUGCUCUACCAAGUUAACUGGAGCUGUUCGAUUUUUCAAGGAAAUGCCAUCUGUUAAUUGGCGUGAGGCAGCUGACAACUGGUUUGGAACUUGUUGCUGUUCUUUUGGAGGUGUAAGCGAGAAGCUGGUAGCAAAAUAUGCCGACUCAUAUGCUUGUUCAUCGGGUGUGUGCUUAUUGGAUGCUACUUCUGUUGUUAUCUGCAAGGAUGACUUUGUAGGAUAUAAAUUUCCUGAUUCGGUUGAAGGCCAAGAGCAUAAGUCUGUGAAGUUUUCUGGAAAUAAUAGUUUAACAAAAGCUGUCCCUGGUAAUGGAGGUACAGAUGUCUUGAAUGUGGAUCAUGAUAGUCAAAAUGAAGGGAUCCAUAAUUUUGAUAUAAAACCGAAUUGUAGCUACCCUGAGGACGGUGAUUUAACUGCCAGAUUAGGUGCUGAAGGUUCUGAAGAAUUACUUGAUGGUAAUAAUUCGCAUGUUAUGUUUCAAAAGUUGCGGUUGAUUGAAGAUCUUGAAAGAACUUUUGGAUCUUCUUCUGAUGCCAGAAAUAACACCAAGGACCAUGAUAUUGACUGCUGCCAUCUUCAUACAAAUGAGGAGCAGACAUCUAGUACAAGUGAGUUCCAGUCAAACAAUGCUUGUCUUCUUAAUGGUCUUCUUGGGAAUAGCUUUAUGGUCACAUCUCCUUAUCUUUCAAAAGAUAUUAAGUGGAGUGAAGUUUCAUGUCCGCAUUGUUCAUGCCUGCUUGGAGCAUAUCCGCAUGAUAAUGUGGAUGUGCCAUUAAACGGUUUCAACACAGCUGCUCCACUGAAUGACGGAGUUCACAUGUUCAAAUGUUUUAUAUCUACUUGUUUGCCAGUUGGAGGUUCAACCGACUUGUUUAGGAAAUACACGUUAGAGAAGAUGUUCACUAGCCAAUUGUUGGAAAGUGCAAACGAUGAACUCUCGUUCCGAACUGUGGUUAGAAAUCUGCAGACCAGAUCUCCGAUGUUGCAAAUUGUUCUGUUAAAUCCAAAUUCAUGGUGCUCUUUUGGGGACUGUAUGGAUGUGACGGUACCCAUUCCGAAGGUCAAUAUGUAUCCCAUGAUUAAAGUGCUAUUUUCCGACUGCAGCAACAGCAACGAGUCUCAGUUGAGGAAGCUAGAUCAAUGGGUUACUAAGAAUCAAGUCGGCGACGUUUACAUGUUGACGUCAAAAGCGUUAACAGAAUCAUUGGAGCUAGCUAACAGUAUGCUCCCGCCUUCACAUGCAUAUCUUCAGGGUUUGUCUUUGUCUUUCUUGCGGAGGUAAUGAACAAUAACGUUCAAAUUGUAGGACGUGAGAGCUAUAAUUUUGUCGAAGGUAAAUUUAGUAUUCGGAUUAUUAUUGUUAAGUUACCCCAUGGUAGUCCUAGGCGAUUGGGUUUUGAACAUGGAUUGCCGGAGGGAUGUCUGUUGUGAGCAUGUAAUGAUACGCUAACUUGGGAAUGUCAAAGUUAGCAGUGUUAUUGUAUUCAUUAGAAA
Molecule: messenger RNA, 1961 nt
Organism: Cynara cardunculus var. scolymus (artichoke)
Lineage: Eukaryota; Viridiplantae; Streptophyta; Magnoliopsida; Asterales; Asteraceae
Exons: 5
Coding region: 1-1749 (582 amino acids)
Biological process (GO): protein polyubiquitination; protein autoubiquitination; protein monoubiquitination
Cellular component (GO): nucleus; ubiquitin ligase complex; cytosol
Molecular function (GO): cyclin binding; ubiquitin protein ligase activity; ubiquitin conjugating enzyme binding
Source: RefSeq, a predicted model, not a curated record